AUGGAUUCGGAAGACGGAGAACUAUUCAUAAAGCAACUCGCUGGCUUCGUGCGGACUCACGAAAAGGCACUGGCCAACGCUCUCCAGUUCCAGCGCCGCGAAGUCCGACACAAGUCGUCGCAGAGCACCAGCGCCGCUACUAUCACCCAAGCCUCCACUACCCUCCCCGAACGACCCGCUACCUCCUCCUCGACCUCGAGUUCUCUCGCUGCCGCCUUAUCUCUUGGCACCCUCAGCUUUACCUCACAUAAUGUCAAGUCCGCCAAGUUGGCGCUUACGCCCCACCACCUUUUCUACCUCCUCUCCCGAUUCGAAGAGCUGGGCAUCAACGUUGGCCCCAUGAAAGUCCGCCUCGAGAACCUACACGACAGUUCCUCAUCAGCCAACUAUGUCUCCUUCCUCAGCAACACCCAGCGAUCGAGGAGCAAGGGCUCCGAUAUCGAUUCUAUACACUCGGUAUCGAGCAUCCGAAGCGUCAUGUCAGGCAUGUCUGCUUUGUGGGCCAGCUUCGGCAUUGGUGCUAGCAUCUCAGCCGCACGAACCGAGCGCCAGAAGGCUGCUCUUCAGGCAGACAUGAAGUACCUCUAUUCAGCGUUUACGAAGAUUCCCUGUCUGAAACUGGCGCCUGAUUGGCGUGCGCGCCUCAUCCGUGGCUACGAAGAGUUCCCAUUUGACUCGGCGGUCCCUCUCUACGCCUUCAAGAACCUCCAGGCUCUUGAGGUUAGCAGCAUCGACUUCCGACAGUUCUUCGGCUGGGAUCGCUUGGCCGAUCAGUUGCGGUCGCUCACUCUGAAGCGCGCUGGCAUCGAAGACCCUGCCGACAUCUUGAUCGACAUCGUCCUGGAUGACAUGGACAAGAGACGACGACGGACGUCCAAGUCUCAGUCAUCGCCGACGAACGCGUGGCCAGGCAGCAGCAGCCCGCGGAGAAGUGGUCACCCGGAGCUACAUCGAGCAGCCUCUGCGCCCAGCUCCCCUGACCCUCGUGUCUCUGGCGAGCUCCACAUCGGCUCCAUGAGCCCUAACGAGCAUGCUGUUGAAGACAGCAGCAGGCGGACAUCCCUUGGAAGAGAUGAUGUCGAUGACCUGCCCAGCUCGCCGAAGAAGGGUGGUCGUCCUCGCAGCAACUCGCCUUCGCGACCUGCCAGCUCUCGGACGCAAUCUCAUCCUGUCCGUGGCCACCAUCGCAUGAGGCGGUCGGGAUCCGGAAGUUCGAACUCCAGCCUCUCCGACUCAUGGACUCACCAUCACGCCCGUGGAAGUUCAGGAAAUCUCCUGGCCAUGGGCAUCCUCCCUGCUUCCAAGUGGCGCUUCUUGAGACACCUCAGCUUGGCGGACAACUCGAUGCACUCGAUCUCCCAAGCCAGCCUUGCCCCCCUCUCUAAUACUCUCUACUCUCUUGACCUCUCCUCCAACCUCUUCAGCCAGAUCCCAGACAGCCUGGCUACCCUCACUGCGCUCCGUGCUCUAAACCUGUCGCAUUGCAUGAUCGACUCUCUCCAGUCUCUGACUCGCAACCCCCUUCCUGCCAUCACCGCGCUCAACCUCCGGGCCAACAGGCUGCAGUGCCUUGCUGGCAUUGAGAAAUUGUUCCCGCUGGAGCGCCUGGACUUGCGAGACAACCGCCUGGUUGAUCCUAUGGAGCUUGCGAGAUUGACCGGUAUCCCCGAAAUCCGUGAGAUCUAUGUUGAGGGCAAUCCCUUUACUCGCACUCACAAGGAUUACCGUGUGACCAUUUUCAACCUCUUUCGCAAGACCUCUGGAUAUACCGAGGAUGUGAUCAUUGAUGGCAGCGGCCCUAGCUAUGCCGAGAGGCGGCAGCUUGUGGAUCGCCCUCCCAUUCCUGAUUCCGUCCCAGUCGUGAAGCCAAAAGCCCCUGAAGUUCCAACUGUCGAUGUGAGCAAGCCUGCCAUCGUCUACAACACUCCUAGGGAACCUACUGUGCUCCGUAAGGAGAGACCAACUCCCAAGGCAGUCAUGAGCGAGACCAACACUACUUCCACUCGCCGUCGCAAGACCCCCAAGCGACGUAUCGUCGACCUGGCCACCAACGACACACUCCCCUCGCCCUCACCCGUGGAUUUGCGUACUAGCAGGCCAGUUCUGAAACCCGCCAAAAUCCCCAUCACCACUGACGGCAACUACCGCAUCUCUCAACAACCCGAGACUAAGCUACUACCACCUGUAGUUCUGUCAACCAACUCCAGCAGUGGCUUCUCUAGCUCCAGCGGUGGCUUCUCCAGCUCCCCCGAAGUCCCUCGGAUCGACACCAGUGUUGUUCCCAACAUCUCGUCAGUCUAUGCAUCGAACGAUGCCCAGGACUGGGAUGCUAGUGGAGAGAUCUACCGGCAAAAAAUUGAAGCCUUGCGGGACAAGGUCGGAAACGGUUAUCUCUCUGUUUUGAGUGAGGAGAGCUGGGCCCCUAACGGCCCACCAGACUUUGCUCCGUCUGGGCUCGCAUCCCCAGCCGCUCUCCGGGCAGCUCACACUCCCCAUCACAUGCCACCUGCUCAGGCUAUUCACAGUGGCCGAACACUCGGUUAA
Ilyonectria robusta is the source of this 2544-nucleotide messenger RNA. RefSeq lists its product as uncharacterized. The transcript is spliced from 2 exons. Lineage: Eukaryota; Fungi; Ascomycota; Sordariomycetes; Hypocreales; Nectriaceae. Bases 1 to 2544 code for a protein of 847 amino acids. Gene Ontology annotation, cellular component: cytoplasm. Gene Ontology annotation, molecular function: protein kinase binding. The record is from RefSeq and is a predicted model, not a curated record.